ACUUUGUGAUGAGAUCUAUGAUAUAAGUGGGAUGACACCAAGGGCCUCACUUAGAGGAUACACCACAUAUCAUCUCUCCACCCUGGCAUCUUCAUCGCAGGCCCAAGUCUUCCUUGGGGGGUAGAGAAGCCAGUCUGCCUCCUGCCAUAGGAGCCAUUGCUUGGACCAGAUAUGAAGUGCUGGUGGCAGAUUUUUGUCCUGUGGGUCUUUUGGGUGCUCAUCUUGUGGUGGAUGGCCCCCUACCUGGAUUUGACACCUGAAUUAGCACUCCGGGAAAAACAGGUGUAUUUGGUAUCACAGCCUUGCAACUGCCCUUGGUUCAAACUUGGGACAUGUGGCUGCCCUUCUGGGACCCUCAACUGCUCCUUUUGCCUCCAUAAGGAAAGAAAAUGGGACUGGUUUCACACGUGCUACGAGAAGACCAUGAGAUACCUGAUGAGGACAGGAGAGUCUGUGACCUCUGACACUGUGCUCUGGUGGUUGGGCGAAGUGUGGAAGAAACUGUCAAAAAUGAUUCCCAGAUCUUUGGUGAGCCAUUUUGAGUUCUACUGUGGGACUUGUGCACUGUUGGGGAACUCUCACAUCGUGCAGGACUCCAGCCUUAGCAACAGCAUUGACCAACACCCAGUGGUCUUCAGGAUGAACCAGGCCCCUGCCCAGGGCUUUGAGAUGAAUAUGGGGAAUCGAAUCUCAGGGCACUUCAUUUGUCCCAGUAACUCCAGCAAUCAGCGUUACUGGAGGCAGCUGGUGCGUCUGUUGCUGAGGCUUUCUGAUCUGGCAUGGACUUCAGACACUCUGAAUGACGAGAUUUGGGAAGAUGGUCUGGUUCCCUGGUGGAGUGGAAAAUAGCAAAGACAAGGUCUCCCUUUUUGGAUUUGGAUCAGAAUAGUAAGGAAAGUGGUUCUAAUACUGGGAGGAGAAUAAUCAGACCACCGGCUCUAAGGAAAUAUUAUUCAUGCACAAUACAGAAGCAGAAAUGGUAGCUGCCCAUCAGCUACAGUGUGUGGAUAAGCUCCCUGUCUCCACAUGCUGCCCAUUCGAGUCUGUACAAAUCCUAGUUCUUUGGCUCUGAAUGCAUGGGAGUUUUGGGAUUGCUGAAGCAACAGAAACAGCAGCAGGACUGUGAAGACUUUUAGGGGCAAAGAGCAAGAGGAAAUUGUACAGAGAUCAGUUUGGUACUGAAUAAAAUCCUGGCCGGA
Molecule: messenger RNA, 1199 nt
Organism: Tupaia belangeri chinensis (Chinese tree shrew)
Lineage: Eukaryota; Metazoa; Chordata; Mammalia; Scandentia; Tupaiidae
Gene: CUNH20orf173
Product: chromosome unknown C20orf173 homolog
Exons: 6
Coding region: 172-849 (225 amino acids)
Biological process (GO): sialylation
Cellular component (GO): membrane
Molecular function (GO): beta-galactoside (CMP) alpha-2,3-sialyltransferase activity
Source: RefSeq, a predicted model, not a curated record